This is a messenger RNA of Cinara cedri, 345 nucleotides long. The record is from the annotation of a GenBank genome assembly. Lineage: Eukaryota; Metazoa; Arthropoda; Insecta; Hemiptera; Aphididae.
GGAAAUCGAACAAUACCCAAUCGGAAAUAUAUGACUAACGCCGACACUCACAAAGGGCGCAGUACUACGCCUGUACUAAUUACCCAACAGUUGGCUGGCCCUUACGGGUAUAAUACUGACCACAAUUUUAUCCACUACUACUUUAUCACUGACGACCAGUCGGCUCAAUACUGGUACAAUGCUGAUACCGAAGGAAUUUCAGUCGUGGACCAGCCAGUGUUAGUCGUAGCUGUGCCAAUUUCAGCGGAAUACCGGCAUAUUACGAGAGGUCUGUUACAAUUGCAAGCAAGGGUGGCUGCAGUGGCUGCACCCGACUCCAUUAUCCUAGGGCGUCUUUUUAACUAA